Leptidea sinapis is the source of this 3214-nucleotide messenger RNA. Its product is annotated as myb-like protein X. The transcript has 6 exons. Lineage: Eukaryota; Metazoa; Arthropoda; Insecta; Lepidoptera; Pieridae. Bases 62 to 2290 code for a protein of 742 amino acids. The record is from RefSeq and is a predicted model, not a curated record.
CUUUCGCGUGUUUAUAUAAUAAAAGCAAGUUAUGAUACUAUGAACAUUUUCUCACAUCAAAAUGAAGGCAUACGGCUUACUUUUGCUUCUAUUUAUACCUGAUUGCUUCGCACUUAGUAUUGGAGUGAAACCGCAAAGCAGAGACAAGAAUGUGACAAAACGUGCUGCGAAUGCAGAUUAUUUCCCGGACUGGGUUCCCUUUAAGAACAAACAUGGAGAUGAGCUUGGAGAAUUCACACCUGUUGUGAAGGCCAAACCUAAAAAAAGACUUGCACUUCCGACGAAUUUCAUUUUAAAAGCGGUUGCUGAACCUCAAGGUGAUGAUUAUUAUGAGAAAGGUCAGGGCGAAAGUGACAAUGAAGACUAUUUUGAGAAGAAAGAAUGGUCCGAUGUAAAUCGACCCUCUGAAGCAGUGGAUCCAAGUGCUGUGCCGGUCACAGCUAAUUUGUCUGACAUUGAUGGUAUUGUUCACAUAAUUACUAAGCCAGUGGAAGAUCCAGUUCUCAAAGCUAUAAAAAUGCGUAGUAAGCAGAAAAAGCAAAAACUUUCUGAUUUAAACAGUGAUAAUAGUAAAGAAAAAGAAAACCCAAAUGAAAAAGAAAAUGUGAAAAUAGACAAAAAAGAGCAUAAAUAUGAAGAUGAAGUAGAUUAUGAAGAAUCGCCGUCAGAAAAACAGAAACCUGAAAAAGAAGAUAUAAAAGAUGAUGAAAAUUCUCAAAGCGAAGAAAGGGAAGACAAAAAACCCCAGGUAAAUGAGGAAGAGAAGCGAGAAAAUGAAAAAAAGAAAGCCAAAUUGCUAAGUAGCGUCGAUGAACUAAAAGAAAGACAUGCUCAAGAGCAGCGAGCUAUUUCUGAAAGAUUAAAAGAAGAGGAAUUAUUCAAGGAGGACUUUGAGAGAGAUAGGCAGCUAUCUGACCAGGAAAACGAUAAGUAUAGUUCAGGUUCUAAAUGGAAAAAAAUUAGUUCCGAUUACGACGACUAUGAUGAAAGUGAUCCCUUACUAAAAGACAAAUAUCAAAUCAACCCAGUCAAAACCACAUUAUCUACUACGACAACAACUAGUAUUCCAAAGAAAAAAUCUAGAAAUCGAAAAUCAAAAAAGGCUCAUGUAUCGAAUGGUAAGCUAUCUGUAUUUAGAAAUCCCCAAUUAUAUAUGGUGGUUGAUGAUGACGAAAAAACUACAGCAAAUCCAAAGGAAGUUAACCAAAAAACAACUGAAAGGUAUUCAUCACGCUAUUCAGCCGACGAUGAGAGUGUAAGAAUUUCACUUGAACCUGCUGAUAAUAAUUAUAAACAAGGAGAACCGACAAAAUUCUUCCCAAAAAAAAGGAAGAAUAAGUUUAAAAGCAAACCAAAGAACAAACCAGUUCCCACGACGACUGCAUCAACUGAAGGUUUAUCCAGUGAAACUACAGCAUUUGAUGCUGAUUAUUCAGCCUCGAACACUGCACCAUCAGCUUCAGAUAUAACAUCGGAUGCAGCACCAUCUGCCUCCGAUACAACAUCGGAUACAGCAUCGUCUGCCUCCGAUACAACACCCGCAGAAACUGAUGAUUCUAAGCAUGCUUCGACCAAUAAAAAGGAACACAAGAAUGAAAAUUUCGAGCACGAAAGAGGUGGUGGGAAGAAACAUGAUUCGGAGUAUUCGGAGGAGCACCAUGAGGAAGGGAAGAAGGCUUAUGAGGGCCACCACGAAGAUACUAAAACCAGUAAAGGACACCACGAUAAAGAGAAUCACCACAAAAAAUACAAAGACGAAGGUGGGAUCGAUAAAGAACAUCACGAAGAGAAGGAGCACUAUGGCGGCCACCAUCACGAGGAACACGGGAAGAAACAUGCUAAGUAUGAAGAGUCAGGGAAACAUUCAAAAGGACACAGCACAAAAGGUAGCCACGACAUACACAAAAAGGAAGAAUACGAAAAGAGGGUUGAAUUCUUCGAGGAAGAUGGCGAUUCAGACGAAGAAGAAAUGCACGGAGCUCACCACAGCGAAAAGGAACACAAAUCGGGUGGUCACUACAAGAAAGCCAAUCUACAAGCAGGUCAUGAAGGACACUCCAAAGGAGAAACGGGACAUUUCGCGAAAGGAGGAAAGGGAGAGUCACAUAAGGGUCACAGCGCAGCCUCUGGCGUCAACAAACAUGGCCACCAUCACAAAGAGCAUUACCACGAAGGAGAUGGCAGUGGGGGUAAGAAGUGGGUCUACCACCACGGACACCCCGCAAAGACAGCACAUUUGGUGGUCAUCGAUAGGAGAGGAGACGGCAAUUACGGACCGCAUUUUGGUUAAUUAUAAUAAAUUAGGAUAAAUCUCCGAUGAUGUGAUAAAUGGAAUAAUUUUUAGUGUGACUUCUGGCUACAUUAUACAUAAAAUGUAGAUUUAGUUAUAGAAUUACUAAUUAAAAUUAAUAUACAAAAUUAGUCUUAAACUAAGAAAUAAUUUUUAAUGAUACAAAAAUUAUCAAACUACCUUCCAAUAUCGCGCUUAGAAUACCUACUGGCAGCUUACGUAGUUUUCUAACCGACUCUUUUACAAUUCAUUCUACAUUAUUAUUGUUUUUUUGUUUAAGUAAGAAACAUCAUCUCUCUUAUAAAAUAAAUUAAUGAAUUCCAUAUUUACUAACUUGGUACUCAAAACCAUGUCUUUCGCAGGACUAUAUGUAUCAAGACUAUCUAUUACUUUCUCUUUUCCUUCUUUAUUAUACGUGUCUUCGCGGCUUUUGUUCUCGGACUCGAAAAUAUGUUCAAGAAAUAUUAAUUUAUAGAUUAAUGACGUAUUUUUCGAUGUUAGUUAAAAAAGCGCUUAAACACCAAUUGUUAAUUUCAAUAAUGUAUGUUACAUUCAGUUUUCAUAAAGAUUGGUCCUCUAACACAAUAGUGUCCAAUAGGAAAAGAUCUAUUAAACUUCUUUUCUUAGUUUUUUCAAGCACUAAAUACAACAAUAAAUUGUGAUAGAAAGCUCACAUACCUAUUUAUCUAUUCCUUUCAAAUUUGACAACAUUAGUUAUUUCUUUAACUGAUUAACUUAACGUAUUUCUCGUCUGAGCUCUAUUAACUUUUAAAUCUUAAAUAAAUAAUCUUUAGUGUAAUUAUUGUAAAUUGUAAAUAACUUUAACGUUUCUAUAUUAUUGUUUUUUAAUUUUAAUUGUAGCAUAAGAUUUAUGUACCGUUUUGUAUUUUAAUAUUGUGAAAUAAAAUGGAAAGUUUUUAUAAA